AUUUGCGAUAGUGUUUCUUGUGAGGACUAACAAUGGGAUGAAAUGCGCCCUGAAGCGGAUGUACGUCAAUAACGAGUACGACUUGCAAGUCUGCAAAAGAGAAAUCCAAAUCAUGCGGGACCUAUCUGGCCACAAGAACAUUGUCGGGUACAUUGAUUCCAGCAUCAACUCAGUAAGCAGCGGCGACGUGUGGGAAGUGCUGAUACUAAUGGACUUCUGUCGAGGAGGUCAGGUGGUGAACCUCAUGAACCAGCGCCUGCAGACGGGGUUCACGGAGAAUGAGGUCCUGCAGAUCUUCUGUGACACCUGCGAAGCCGUAGCCAGGUUGCAUCAGUGUAAAACGCCAAUAAUCCACAGGGAUUUGAAGGUUGAAAACAUCCUGCUGCACGAUCGUGGCCACUAUGUCCUGUGUGACUUUGGAAGUGCUACUAACAAAUUCCAGAACCCUCAGACAGAAGGGGUGAAUGCGGUAGAGGAGGAGAUCAAAAAGUACACUACGUUAUCCUAUAGAGCACCAGAAAUGGUCAACCUGUAUAGUGGCAAACUUAUUACUACAAAAGCAGACAUAUGGGCCCUGGGCUGUUUGCUGUACAAGCUGUGUUACUUCACCUUGCCUUUCGGGGAGAGUCAGGUGGCGAUCUGCGAUGGCAACUUCACCAUUCCAGAUAAUUCUCGGCACUCGCAAGACAUGCACUGCCUCAUCCGGUAUAUGCUUGAGCCAGACCCAGAUAAGAGACCUGAUAUUUAUCAGGUCUCCUACUUUGCAUUCAAACUGGCAAAGAAGGAAUGCCCAGUCCAGAACGUCCAGAACUCUCCAAUCCCUGCUAAACUCCCAGACCCGGUUAAAGCAAGUGAAGCUGCUGCAAAGAAGAGUCAACCGAAGGCCAGGCUGACAGAUCCCAUCCCUACGACAGAAACUUCCAUAGCACCCCGCCAGAGACCUAAAGCAGGACAGACACAACCCAACCCUGGGAUUUUACCCAUUCAGCCAGCCCUGACGCCUCGGAAGAGACCCACGGCUCAAGCAGCCAUUCAGCCCCAAGUUGCAGGACCUGCUGCCCUGGGCAGUGGUCAGUCUCCGCUCCCUGCAAGCGUCCCCCAGCAAAAAGCAGCACCUCAACAGACUCCGGCACAGCCACAAGCCAAGCAGGCGCCGGCUCCACAGCAGGCCUCGCAGGCACAGCCCCAGGUCCCUUCUACUCAGCCACCAGCCACACCUCCUUUUCCUCAGCAUCAACAGCAGCUUUUCUUGAAGCAGCAGCUUCUGCAGCAGCAGCAGCAGCAACAACAGGCUGCCUAUUACCAGCAGCAGCAGCAGAUGAUGCAAGCUCAGCAGAUGCAGGCACAGAUGAGGCAACAGCAAAAACCUCAAACCACACCCCCCCCAGCAGUGCAAGGGCAGAAGCUGGGCUCUCUCACCCCUCCGUCCUCCCCCAAGACGCAGCGUGCAGGACACAGGAGGAUUCUGAGCGACGUGACCCACAGUGCGGUUUUCGGGGUUCCAGCCAGCAAGUCUACCCAGCUCCUGCAGGCAGCUGCUGCUGAAGCCAGUCUCAACAAGUCCAAAUCUGCUUCCACCACACCCUCGGGUUCCCCAAGGACCUCACAGCAGAAUGUCUAUAACCCGCCCGAUGUCUCCACGUGGAAUCCAUUUGAUGAUGAUAACUUCUCCAAACUCACCGCCGAGGAGCUGCUGAACAAGGACUUUGCAAAGCUAGGUGACGGGAAAGCUCCAGAAAAGAUGGGCAGUUCCACAGAGAACUUGAUUCCAGGUUUCCAGCCGGCUUCAUCUGCAGCCCAAACAGAUGCAUUUGGUGGCUCUUCCUUCACUGCUGGAUCAGCUGAAAAAACGAAAGACAUUCUGAGUUUGGACACUAGCCCUCCUCUUCUGACUGUGCCUGAUCCUUUCAUUCCUCUCCCAUUAUCCGACACGCCAGAAAAACUGAUUGAGGGACUCAAAUCUCCUGAGACUGCGCUUCUGCUCCCUGAUAUCCUGCCUCUCGCUGACCCCUUCGGUAGCACGUCAGACGCUGUGAAUGGAAAACCUGACGUGGCUGUUGAGAGUCUCAUACCGGGCCUCGAGGCUCCAUUGCCCCAACGCCUGGUGUCCCAGACCGAGUCGGUUGCCUCCAACAGAACAGACUCUCUCACUGGGGAAGACUCUCUGCUUGACUGUUCUCUGCUUUCUAACCCUGCUGCUGACCUCUUGGAUGAGUUUGCUCCUGUAGCUUUCACAGCUCAACCUCACAAAGCUUCAGAAGAUACUAACCUGAUAUCAGGCUUUGAUGCUCCUGAGGGCUCUGAAAAAGUGACAGAAGAUGAGUUUGACCCAAUUCCAGUGUUGAUAUCCAAAAAUUCACAAGGUGGGCAUUCUAGAAACAACAGUGGAAGCUCUGAGUCCAGUCUUCCCAACAUAGCCAGGUCUUUACUGCUGGUGGAUCAGCUCAUAGACCUGUAG
Messenger RNA from Opisthocomus hoazin, 2458 nucleotides. The record is from RefSeq and is a predicted model, not a curated record. Lineage: Eukaryota; Metazoa; Chordata; Aves; Opisthocomiformes; Opisthocomidae.